Molecule: messenger RNA, 583 nt
Organism: Diospyros lotus (date-plum)
Lineage: Eukaryota; Viridiplantae; Streptophyta; Magnoliopsida; Ericales; Ebenaceae
Product: H/ACA ribonucleoprotein complex subunit 2-like protein
Exons: 4
Coding region: 49-522 (157 amino acids)
Biological process (GO): rRNA pseudouridine synthesis; snRNA pseudouridine synthesis
Cellular component (GO): box H/ACA snoRNP complex; nucleolus
Molecular function (GO): box H/ACA snoRNA binding
Source: RefSeq, a predicted model, not a curated record
CUAGUUUUCAUCUCCACUGCGCAAAAUCCCUUCUUUGCUCGAUUACAGAUGGCAAGCGACAGCGAAACAGAGAAGUCGGCACAGAAGGAGAAGGAGAAGAAGAAGUUGUUGGCUUUGGCCCCCAUUGCGAAACCGCUCGCCGGCAAGAAGCUCUGCAAACGCACAUUCAAGCUUGUUCGACGAGCUGCAGAGCAAAAAUGCCUGAAGAGAGGAGUGAAGGAGGUUGUCAAAAGCAUUCGCCGCGGUAACAAAGGAUUGUGUAUUAUAGCUGGGAAUAUAUCUCCUAUUGAUGUCAUCACUCAUGUUCCAAUCUUAUGUGAAGAAGCUGAAAUUCCUUAUAUAUAUGUGCCAGCAAAAGAAGAUCUUGCAAAUGCAGCCACUACCAAGAGGCCAACAUGCUGUGUUCUAGUGCUAACCAAACCAACCAAGGGGGAGCUGGGCCAGGAGGAACAAGAAAAGCUGAAGGGGGAUUAUGAUCAAGUUGUAAAAGAAGUUUCUGAUCUCACUUCCUCUAUGUACUAGAUUUUGACACAAACUGAGUAUUGCAGUUCUCAUUCAGUAAUGUAUUUCUGAUUUUGCCGGA